AUGAGAUCAUUGAUAAUCGCAUGCCUGAUUAUUGCAGUUCUUGGAAGGAUUCAUGACGCUGAAAUUACCAAUAAAGUAUUUUUUGACAUUACAAUCGAUGAUAAGUACGAAGGGAGAAUAAUUUUUGGAUUAUAUGGAAAAGUUGUCCCAAAGACAGUCGAGAACUUCAGAGCCCUCUGCACAGGUGAAAACGGAGUGAAUGGAGAAGGAAUUCCGCUACAUUACAAAGGUUCAACUUUCCAUAUGAUCGUCCCAGGUCUGAUGAUCCAAGGAGGAGACUUUACUAGAGGAGACGGCAGUGGAGGAGAAAGUAUCUAUGCUAGAAGAUUUGACGAUGAAAACUUUGCCUUGUCACACAAAGCCGCUGGAAUUUUAUCCAUGGGCAACUUAGGACCCAAUUGCAAUAGCUCGCUUUUUAUUGUUACAACAAAGCCUGCUCCUUUGCUGGAUGGCCGAAAUGUUGUUUUUGGGGAGGUAAUAGAAGGAUAUGACGUAGUGAAAAAGAUAGAAUCGAAAGGAUCUUUAGAUGGAACGCAAUCAGCUAAGGUAGUCAUAAGCGACUCUGGGGAGCUCCCACUCUAA
Blepharisma stoltei is the source of this 582-nucleotide messenger RNA. The record is from the annotation of a GenBank genome assembly. NCBI's taxonomy places the organism in Eukaryota, Ciliophora, Heterotrichea, Heterotrichida, Blepharismidae.